Messenger RNA from Racocetra persica, 829 nucleotides. The record is from the annotation of a GenBank genome assembly. NCBI's taxonomy places the organism in Eukaryota, Fungi, Glomeromycota, Glomeromycetes, Diversisporales, Gigasporaceae.
AUGUCAAGUCGUGCUUUUAAAAGAGCUGCAAAUAAAGAAGAUUCACUUUCUUUAAAACAUGUAAACGAUGAUUCGGAAGAAAUUAUUGAUGAUUCUGAUCAUGAACGUCCGAAAAAGAAUUUAUUUGAUUUAUUAAAUGAAGAAAAUGAAGAGACCGAAAAUGUUGAUCAAAAUUCUGAAAAUGAAAAUAUAAGUGAAAAGACUAAAUCAGGAAAGAAAGUUGAAGAAAUGAAUGACUCAGAAUUGGAAUCUUUAAUUCGUGAAGUUUCUGAAAAGUUCGGUGAUUCUUCACAGGCAAUAAAAGAUGAUUCUACCGUUAAUGUUAGUUCCUCGUCUUCUGUUCCUCCAUCAAAUAUUUCAUUUCUUGUUGUUGACCCCCGCUUAUUAGACGAUGACGGAGAAAUGAGAAGAAUGUUUUCUUCUGGAGUUGUUGAUAGAGAGAUUCGUAAUCGUAAUUAUGCACGAACUGUUAAAAAGACUUUACUUGCAAAACCAAGGCAGAAUUGGCCACCUAUUACAAAGUGUGGUCUUGGAAUGGAACUAUUAGAAGAGAAAGAUGGUGUUUUUUAUUUCACAUUCACUCACUCUAAUCAAUAUCAAACUGUCCAGUUGACUUUUAUGCAGUGUGUCGCUACACAUGAUCCAAAUACUAUUUAUGCUCUUCUACGGGAUAGUCCAUAUCAUAUAGAUUCAUUAUUACAAAUGAGUGACAUUUACAAGAUGUCUGGUGACCUGGUUAUGGCACAAGAAUUCUUAGAACGUGCUUUGUACUCAUUUGAAAGAAACUUUCAUAUAAAGUUUAAUAUUACAAGAGGAAUUUCUCGAAUGA